Messenger RNA from Musca vetustissima, 739 nucleotides. Its product is annotated as larval cuticle protein A2B-like. Lineage: Eukaryota; Metazoa; Arthropoda; Insecta; Diptera; Muscidae. The coding region runs from base 69 to 665 and encodes 198 amino acids. The transcript is spliced from 2 exons. Gene Ontology annotation, cellular component: extracellular matrix. The record is from RefSeq and is a predicted model, not a curated record.
CGACACAGUUCAAAACCAAAUUUGGUAUUUAGAGCAUAUCAAACCAACUCAACCCAAAUUUUAUUAAAAUGGCAUUCAAAUUCGUCACUUUGUUCGCUGCUCUCGUAGCUGUUGCCAGCGCUGGUGUUGUCCCAGCCACCCCAUUGGCCGCCGUUGCCAAGGUCGAGGAAUACGAUCCCCAUCCCCAAUACUCGUACGGUUAUGAUGUUAAGGAUGCCAUCUCUGGUGACUCCAAGACCGCUGUUGAAACCCGUGAUGGUGGUUUCGUCCAAGGUCAAUACUCUUUGAAUGAUGCUGAUGGUUACAGACGCAUUGUUGACUACACCUCUGACCCCAUCAAUGGUUUCAACGCUGUUGUUCGUCGUGAACCCUUGGUAGCUGCUGUUGCCGCUGCUCCAGUUGUUAAGGCUGCCGUUGCUGCUCCUUUCACCUAUGCCGCUGCUGCCCCUGUAGUUAAGGCUGCCUACGCUACCGCUCCUUUCACCUAUGCUGCCCCAGCUGCCUAUGCCGCCGCUCCCGUAGUCAAGACUGUUGCCCCAGCCCACUUCGGUUAUGCUGCCCCAGCUGCUUAUGCUGCCGCUCCCGUCGUUAAGGCUGCCGUCGCUGCUGGCCCAGCUGUCGUAAAAACUAGCUUCGCAUCUCCUCUUAUCUCUUAUGCUUAUUAGAUAAAAACGGAUUGACUGUGAUUGUUAGUUGUUAUAGCUGAAUAAAGAUAUGUGAUGAAUUAAUUUUAAUUGAA